Molecule: messenger RNA, 1267 nt
Organism: Rhodofomes roseus
Lineage: Eukaryota; Fungi; Basidiomycota; Agaricomycetes; Polyporales; Fomitopsidaceae
Product: alpha/beta-hydrolase
Exons: 9
Coding region: 79-1242 (387 amino acids)
Molecular function (GO): hydrolase activity
Source: RefSeq, a predicted model, not a curated record
CCGGCUGCGCUACUCAUAAGCUCGCGCCUCGACGCAUCUGGUGUCGCUACGGUUCUACCCCCGCGAACUCACACAGCGAUGCGGACGGCCCUCUUCGCCCUUCUGGCUGCUGCCUCGAGUGUCGUUGCUGCAGACAAGAGCAUCGAGGUCUCGUUCAGCCCGAAAGACCUCCCAGAGAAGGCCGCGUCUUGCAAAGCGCUUAAUCGUGCCACCAGCGAGCUGAAGGACAUUGACAUUCAUUAUGUGGAGGUGAAUCCGGAGGCGGAGCGUACGAUAUUGAUGGUGCAUGGGUGGCCGAGUCUUUGGCACAGCUGGAAGUACCAGAUCGAGCAGUUCAAGAAUGACUACCAUAUCAUUGCGCCCAGCAUCAGAGGCUUCGGCGCGUCAGGCCACCCAGGCGACGUAAAGUCAUCGGGAAACUGGGCCGACAUCGUCGGUGACCUUGUCUGCGUGCUCGAGCAUGCCGGCGUGUCCAACGCAAUCUGCAUGGGCCACGACUGGGGCAGCCCGCUCUGCUUCCAAGCCGCACGCCAGCGCCCCGACAUAUUCACGGCCGUCAUCGGCGCGGCCGUGCCGUACCUUCCGUUCAACGCCCCGUCCUUCAGCCCCACCUCCGCGCUGGUCCCUUACUUUCCUCACCUCGCGUACCAGGUCUUCCUCGGGGAGACGCCAGAGCUCGCGCGCGAGGAGCUCGACGCGGAUAUCCGUCGCACCCUGAGGGCGACGCUGAGGAACAGGAUCGACCCGCCACCGAAGGAGUUCUUGACGGAUACGAAGAGCUUCCUGGGUGUGUAUAAGGAUGUGAAGGAGAUUGGGCCUAUCCCGUUCUUCACGCCGGAGGAAGAGGAUUACUGGGUUGAACAGUACAGCAUACAUGGUUUCAAGAACACCUUGCAAUUCUAUUCACCCGACAACCAAAAGGGCUCGUGGGAGUUCAUCCACGCACAGGCAAACUACACCAUCCCUCAGCCAGUCCUCAUGAUCCUGCCCGAGGCUGACCCCGUUGCUGACUGGGCCCACGUACUCAAACUUCUCGGGGGCGCCGAUUUCCUGCCGAACUCCGUCGUGCAGAUGAUGCCCGGUGGACACUGGUUGCAGCUAGAGUACCCCGCGACGUUCAACCACUUCGCCAAGAAGUGGCUUGAUAACCUCCCUGCGGCGGAGGCUGCCGUAGAGCCGGAGUUGAGAGUACAGCAAGUCGAAGACACAACGACACACGGGCGGCCUGUCGACGAGCUGUGAAGCCGCGGGAUAUUUACCUCGAUAA